GUUCGGACAUCGAUACGCGACGCUUGAAAACGCAGUCCGCGAGCUCUCUUGUAGCUCGCGACGUGAGUGAACGCCGAAGCCUCGCUAAUAUGUAAGUAAACCGGUGUAUUCGUCAUGCCUGCCUGCCGCAACGUGCUCCCUCUGGCUCUCACAUCACCCGGUGCCCUUCACAGUCCCGGUCGUCCCGGUUCCCACAACUGGUUGGCAGCGGUGUGGGAUGGCCUCAAGCGUCUUCGACGGUGGAGAGCGGAGAUUGCCCAGGCAGCUUUCACGGGCGAAUCGGAGAGCGUCAGCAACAAAGACAGAGGGAGGGUCUUCCCCUUUCACAGAGCCGGGUUGGACUGGCAACCAUGGAAGACACGCCACGUGGGAAGGACGAACAUCGGCGUCUCUUCUGCCAUCAAUCUACUUGCAACCACAGAAACAAUAACACCAGAUUGUGCCGAGCCAAAACAGGGGGACAGAGUGGAGAGGCUUUCCGGCGGGAACAGCAAAGGCGACCUCACUCGUCGCAGCAACUGGCCAAGCACGCACCAGCGGAAAAUGUACCAAAGUCCGUACGAGCACCGGUGUCGAUACUGUUCUUUCUCUAGCGGUGACGCUUGCGACGUUGCCGCUCACGAGUGGACCCACAGGAAAGAAAAGCCGUUCAGGUGCAGCAUGUGUGACAGCACAUUUACUCAGAAAUCGAGCUUGGCGUAUCACGAAAGGCUUCACACGGGUGAACGGCCUUUCAAGUGCCAGACGUGCGGGAGAGCGUUUAUAUCGAGGAGAGACCUGGUGCGUCACGAGAGGGUCCACACUGGCGAGAAGCCGUUCAAGUGUGACUCCUGCCCGAGAGCAUUUUCGGAUAAGAGUAAUUUGAUCGCGCAUCAGAGGAGACAUCAGAUGUGAACGACCUUCGUUACGUACGUCACAGCUGUAGGAAAGAUUUCAACGACACUCGCUUCAAGCUCCAGCAUGUAUUUACUUUGCUAUCCGAUUGACUUGUAGGGGUUAGAUUUACGAGCAGUGUAGGGUUUGCAUGGUAUUAAUACUUUUGUGUGUUUGUCUCUUUGUAUAUAUUCACAAAUUAAACUGUGAGUAUAGCCUAGAAGAAAUGGCCAGUGUAAUCUUUGUAUAUGACAUGUGAAAGAGGUCCUCGACUAGUUCUAUAGCGUAAAGAAGGGGGAGGGUUGGGGGGAGGAGGGGACAUUGGCCAAGCCGGGAUUUUUGUUUGGGGGGGGGGGGGGGGCCUUGAGACCCUAUAAAUAAGCCUUCCCCCCCCCCCCCCCCCCCUCUGGCUAUGCCACUAGGGGGAGUGAGAGGCAACAUGGUGAUGCACGCACAAAUGUCAAAGACGGGGACCUUCAUGUGUCAUUAUGUGAAAGGGCAUCGCCUUGUGAAGAUUUGAACCUGCGUACUCGAGUGGUUGUGACCGCGGGUGCGAGCACAUUAGCGAUUUCAGCGUGGAUCGCAGACCAGAACAAAGAGCAGGCAUCAAUCCUGCAUCAAACUCGGAAAAUCUGAAACAGGGAACUUUGAAAUCAUUCUGCCAGCUUAUGGCAAAAAAGUGGUGAAUCAUGUGAGGUGUGAGUGGCACUCGCACUCGAAGGAUGACAGAACAUUGCUGGAUGACGAAGGGAGAUUGGGGAAAGUCGCCGCUACCCCUCUUUGUCUUCGAGCGUUGUUUUGUCACUCGUGAAGUGCGUAUGCCAUUCAAAACACCUCGCGUGACCUGCUUUUUUGCGGUGAGCCUGCCAAAUCAUUUUAAAGGUCUCUAGGUUAGCCAUGUUUGACACGGAAUUGAUGCUCACUUUUCGUUCUGGUUUGCAGUCCGUGCUGAAAUCAUCGACGUGCUCGUGCAUAUGGUCAAGAAAUUUGUGUAGCGCAGCUUCGAACGUCCACAGAAUGACGCCUUUUGGCAUAAUCACAUAUGGAGGCCCCCGCCUUCGAUAGCUGCGCGUGAAUCACUGUGCUCCCCUCCCCUUUCCCGCCACAAGGCUAGUCCCGGACCUUUUUGGUCGCACCUCCUACAAAAAACAAAAGGACUAAAGGCAUAAUAACGUUUUUACUUUUUAUAUAUUUUUUUUAUUUAAAUCCAAUGGUAAUCAUGUGCUGCACAUGGAGUCUCUAGAUUGUCUGUAGUGUUAUUUUUGUUGCUCACAUCUUGGCAUCCAUUUUCUGAACCACGGAAAACAAACUUGAAGCAAUAAAAUUAUUAAGAGACAUAAGACACACAGUCCUUUCAAUGGCUACAACCUUCAAUAAUGUAAAAAUCAAAAAAUAAAAGAAUGAAGAUAGGAAGAAAAAAUGAUGGGACAACAGAACCAUAAAAUACCGAGAUAAAAUCAUUGUUAUUGAAAAUUAAUGAGCAAACCAAACAGAAAAUUGGUAUGUUGCACACAAGAUUGGGGCUGCUUUACAAGACUAAGAACUAAGUAUGAAACAUUCAUUCCGUCUUCCCAUUCUUAAAUUUCCUCCUUUUUUUUUUUAUCGGUUUAAGUUGCUAAAUUUUGGUAACAUUGUUUAACAUGCUUCCUACUGGAAAGACUCGUGGAUGUCUGUAUUCCACCUGUAUGUUUAUGUUGUGUUUUUUUGCAUCUUCAUGAAGACGAUCCUUGGUCAUUGAAUAUCUUGAAAUUAUUAUUACUUUAGAUUUGGUAUUCAUUGAGUUUUACUUGCACUCAUCAGGCCUGCAUUUAUUCAGAUUUCCUCAGCAGACUAAGAAUAAAUUUUUGGUUUCAAUAGAGACAUAAUUGACUCUGAGUAUAUUCGUAUAUGCAUGUCCCACAUGUAUAUGAUCUCUCUAAAUGUGUUCUCUCUGGCUGAAUAGUGGUUGUCGCACUUGUUUGAUGCGCCAAAGUUGCUACAGGUAAAGUUGCAUCUCUAAAUGUAUGAAAUAUUUCUUUUGACAUAUGUUUGCUUUAUCGGUUGCUAAACUUAGCAGCUCCCAUAAAACAGCAAGUUGUCUGUGUAGAUUCUAAUGUUGCAUUCAAGCAUGCCUUAAAUUUUUUUUUUUUAUUUCUAAUGUAUUGUUUUAUUAUAUUUUGUGUGGAGCUUUAAGAACUGCGCAGUUGUCCUAUGCGACCCAUUUGACGGGGGUAAGCACCAUAGGAGGUGAAUUCUAAUUCAGUCAAUUUGAAGAAAGCUUGUAUCAGUCAGAUUGUGCAUGUGUUUCUUUGCAUUGUUUUGUGGUUAUGUCUUGUGUGGCAUUUUCUUUCUCUGUCUCCUUUUGUAAUACUUGGGAGUCGGGGCCGUUACUGUACAUAACUCGAUUAAUAAUUGAAAAUAAAUCCGUAUCAACUGGCUUCACAGUAAA
Molecule: messenger RNA, 3301 nt
Organism: Ixodes scapularis (black-legged tick)
Lineage: Eukaryota; Metazoa; Arthropoda; Arachnida; Ixodida; Ixodidae
Product: zinc finger protein 271
Exons: 3
Coding region: 115-894 (259 amino acids)
Biological process (GO): negative regulation of transcription by RNA polymerase II
Molecular function (GO): DNA-binding transcription repressor activity, RNA polymerase II-specific
Source: RefSeq, a predicted model, not a curated record